AUGCGUUUUUCACAUUUUUUAAAGUACAACGCUGUUCCUGAAUGGAAGAGCCAUUAUAUGGACUACAGCGAUUUGAAAGAUUUAAUCUACAGUUUGCAGACAGAACAGAUUAGACUAAACGGCGGGAAUGUUGAAUUUGAAGAUACAGAUGGGCCAGCAAGUGGACGUAAUUCCCCUAUAGUUGGUGCCUCAUCUCCUAAGCAUAUUGCCAAAAGGCUAUUGAAAAAUAAAAUAUUUGGUAAGAGUAGUACAGGAGGCCCUCAGCCUGAUGAUUCUAUCCAGGAGGAAACUUUUGAGUUAGAAGAACUUCCAUCACCGAAACUAGCACCAAAAAGCUUCUCAUUGAAAAAGCUAAAGGAGAAAACAUUUGAAUCACGCCGUUCUUCGUUCUCUAGUGAUGCAAAGACUCUGUACAAUCCCUCAGAUGUGUUUUCAAACCGUCUAGAGGAAGAGAAAACCAAAGUCGAUGAUUUUUAUAAACGACUUGAGGCAAAGUUCUACGAGAAAUUCGAUACAAUAGUUCAUGACCUAGCUAAGGAGAAUGUUUUUCCGUUAUCAGCAGAAGGGCAGGAGGAAACUCCAUCACAUAUCUAUGGCUCCAAGUCCAUACAUUCCAAUGAAGAAACUGGUGCGCAAUCCUAUCAGCAGCGAUCAGAUUUUUACUCUGAGGAGGAAUUUGAUGACGAGGAGGACAUUUAUGGACAGCAGGAUAACACUGCUCUCUUGAGCUACUCCCAAUUCAAUGUGAAAUCGCAGAAAACUUCGCUCUUGAAGCAGGCAAUUGCGAGCUUGUACGUUGAUCUCUGCCAGCUAAAGUCUUUUAUUGAGCUCAAUCGCAUUGGGUUCAGUAAGAUUACCAAAAAAUUUGAUAAAGUUAUGAAAAUGAACAUGAGGGAAGAGCUAAUUCAGUCCGAAAAAUUCUAUCAGGAUACUUACGCUUUCCAACCCUCAACUUUGAAACUAUUGAAUAGUAAGAUCGCCAGGACCAUCGAAUAUUAUGCGGUCAUCAAAGGACAACCAUCGAACAUCGAAGGGUGUAAGCAUGAAUUGAAAUCUUUCUUACAUGAUCAUAUUGUCUGGGAAAGGAGUAUAAUCUGGCAAGAUAUGCUUGGGUUGCUCUCGCAUGAUAGGGGCACUGACAAUGUUCAAGCGACCACUGAGGCCGACCACAACAAAUUGCAGAUAGAAUGGUAUGUUUAUCAUCUACCAAGACCUUUGAACUUCAAGUUUUUCACAAUCACCAAAUUCAUGAUACCAAAGUUAUUUUUCACUUUGAAGGCGUUUAAAAUUGCAUUCAUCAUUACUCUCACCGGUGUCCUCUUAGGUGUCAAGACUUUCAAUGACGAAGCACAGCACCGUUGUAUGGCUCUUGUGGAGUGUGUCGCAUUUUUAUGGGCCUCUGAAGCGAUCCCACUAUAUGCCACAGCAUUGUUGGUUCCAUUAUUAGUCGUGUUGUUUCGCGUUUUAAAGGACUCUGAAGGUAAUGUUAUGGGAGCGGCUUCAGCAUCGUCAGAAAUUUUAUCUCAAAUGUGGUCUUCUACUAUCAUGAUCUUGCUGGCUGGUUUUACCUUGGGUGAAGCUCUAGCUCAAUACGAUAUAGCUAGAGUUCUUGCGUCAUGGUUACUGGCAAUUGCUGGAGCAAAGCCAAGAAAUGUCCUUCUGAUGGCCAUGAGUGUCGUUUUCUUCUUGUCUAUGUGGAUUUCCAACGUGGCUGCCCCCGUAUUGACCUAUUCCCUACUGUCACCACUACUUGAACCUUUAGAGGCGUCUUCUCCCUUCGCUAAGGCACUCGUACUGGGAGUCGCGUUAGCGGCCGAUAUUGGUGGGAUGGCCUCACCGAUCUCUUCUCCACAAAACGUUAUCUCUAUGAAUUACUUGAAACCGUAUGGGGUCGGGUGGGGCCAAUUUUUCGCAGUUGCAUUACCUACUGGUAUCCUAGCCAUGCUGGGGGCUUGGGGAAUCAUGUGUUUUACGUUCAAGUUCCAUCAUAUUAGACUAGAGAAGUUUACUCCAAUCAAGACAAGGUUCACUAUUAAACAGUACUUCGUCAUCGUUGUUUGUAUCGGUACGAUCCUGCUAUGGUGUGUCGAAUCUAAGGUUGAAGGAGCUUUUGGUUCGUCCGGUCAAAUUGCUGUCAUACCUAUUGUUCUAUUUUUUGGUACAGGUUUACUUUCUACUAAAGACUUGAAUUCAUUCCCUUGGUCAAUUGUAGUUCUAGCCAUGGGUGGUAUUGCUUUGGGUAAAGCCGUGGCGACUUCAGGAUUAUUGGGAACUAUAGCGCGUGCACUUCAAAGAAGAAUUGCGGACAAGGGUCUGCUGGCCAUUUUGUGCAUCUUUGGUAUUCUUAUGUUGGUCGUAGGCACUUUCGUUUCGCACACAGUGUCCGCUAUUAUCAUCGUUCCUCUUGUACAAGAGGUUGGUGACAAGAUGCCCGCUAAGAACGCCGCUCCAAUUUUGAUCUUUGGCUGUGCAUUAUUAGCAUCUGUUGGUAUGGGUUUGCCAUCUUCUGGGUUCCCUAACGUCACAGCAAUAUCGAUGACGGAUAAGAAAGGUGAAAGGUUUUUGAAUGUCAACACCUUUUUAACAAGAGGAGUGCCCGCCUCCCUUUUCGGUUUUGUAUGUGUGAUCACCUUGGGCUAUGGUAUCUCCGUUUCCGUCAUCAAGGGUGUAUAA
This is a messenger RNA of Torulaspora delbrueckii, 2673 nucleotides long. It is a transcript of the gene PHO90, whose product is annotated as SPX domain-containing inorganic phosphate transporter. The record is from RefSeq and is a predicted model, not a curated record. Bases 1 to 2673 code for a protein of 890 amino acids. Gene Ontology annotation, biological process: phosphate ion transport; monoatomic anion transmembrane transport; polyphosphate metabolic process. Gene Ontology annotation, molecular function: phosphate transmembrane transporter activity. The transcript has a single exon. Lineage: Eukaryota; Fungi; Ascomycota; Saccharomycetes; Saccharomycetales; Saccharomycetaceae. Gene Ontology annotation, cellular component: membrane.